AGCCAUGACGUUGUCCACAAGGGAGCUAGAGUUUGUUGCGACAACUGACUCUGUGGGCGAGGUGUUCUUUAUCCUCAAUGGAGAAUGGGAUCUGAAGAGUUCCAAAGUGGAGAUCUCUCGCUUCAAUAGUGGGCCGGUGAACCUUUCCUCUAUAGAGAUGACGAUUACAAUCAAAAGACGACCUUUCUACCUGUUGAUCAACAUCGUGUUACCUGUGGUGUUCCUGUCCUUUCUGAACCUGCUGGUUUUUGUUAUCCCUGUAGAGUCUGGGGAAAAGAUUGGCUUCGGCAUCACCGUCCUGCUGGCACUGAGUAUGUCUAUGAGCCUGAUCAGUGGCAUGCUGCCCAAGUCCUCGCUGACCAUCCCAAAGCUGACCAUCUACCUCUUCGUCCUCCUCAUCAUCUCCCUCCUCACCGUGGUGGACAAUGUCAUAAUCGCCUUCAUGUACCACAAGCAACAGAACGAGUUCCUGAAAAGCGAAAAAGAAAAGUUAAACCGGGGCAAUCACCCUUCCAGCCAACAGACCAAGUCAUCGAUAAACACCCAGUCCAUCACCUUAGAAUCUCUCCCCCGCGUGAUGUCAUCCGAGUCUCUCCACAGCGACUACGGCUAUCCGGAGUUUUCCUCGGCUGCCUCUAGCAGAAGGUACAGCUGUAUCGACAAGUACAUCGACUCCGUGUCGUUCGUCAGUUUCUUCCUCAUCUGGGUGGUGGUGACGGCGUACUACUUUGUGGAUCUGACGUCACAUUAGGGAGGGGUGC
This is a messenger RNA of Physella acuta, 761 nucleotides long. RefSeq names its product neuronal acetylcholine receptor subunit beta-2. NCBI's taxonomy places the organism in Eukaryota, Metazoa, Mollusca, Gastropoda, Physidae. Gene Ontology annotation, biological process: monoatomic ion transmembrane transport. Gene Ontology annotation, molecular function: transmembrane signaling receptor activity; extracellular ligand-gated monoatomic ion channel activity. The record is from RefSeq and is a predicted model, not a curated record. Gene Ontology annotation, cellular component: membrane.